Sphaeramia orbicularis (orbiculate cardinalfish) is the source of this 3815-nucleotide messenger RNA. It is a transcript of the gene stk36, whose product is annotated as serine/threonine kinase 36 (fused homolog, Drosophila). Gene Ontology annotation, cellular component: cytoplasm. Gene Ontology annotation, biological process: smoothened signaling pathway; protein phosphorylation. The coding region runs from base 329 to 3640 and encodes 1103 amino acids. NCBI's taxonomy places the organism in Eukaryota, Metazoa, Chordata, Actinopteri, Kurtiformes, Apogonidae. Gene Ontology annotation, molecular function: ATP binding; protein kinase activity. The transcript has 21 exons. The record is from RefSeq and is a predicted model, not a curated record.
GUGGUGUUGAAGAGCCCAGCAUGGCCUAGCGUGGAGUUCAGGAGUCAUCCACAAUACAAGUUCGACUUUCACCAUCAUCAUAUUUCUUGUGGACAAAAACAGAAGAGGCACAAACAAAGCUGCGCGGCUCAUGAUUAAUAUUAACAUCUAUAUAAGUAAGUACAACCACUGAUUUUUGCAGGUUAUAAAAGUUGUAGGAUUACGUGUCGAAAAAAACCUGUCGAGUCACGGGGAUGAGAUGAAACUAUUGCUUUUUAUGGUUCCGAACAUCACUAUUGUUUACUAAAAAAGUUGACAGUUGCAGCUUCCUGUCGUGGUCCUCGUCGACAUGAAUUCAUAUCAUGUUUUGGAACUGGUAGGAGAGGGCUCUUUUGGACGUGUUCAUAAAGGAAGAAAGAAAUUGAAUGGCCAAAUUGUUGCUCUUAAGUUCAUGCCCAAAGUGGGUCGAUCUGAAAAGGAACUGCAGGGUCUCAAGAGGGAAAUUGAAAUCAUGAGGAAUCUUCAACAUCCACAUAUUGUUCAACUCUUUGACAGCUUUGAAACUGAAACUGAGGUAGUGGUUGUUACAGAGUAUGCAGAAGGCCAGUUGUUCCAGAUCCUUGAGGAUGAUGGGAGUUUCCCAGAAAGCCGGGUCAGAGAAAUUGCCUGCCAGUUAGUCUCAGCUCUGUAUUAUUUACACUCUCAUCGAAUUCUCCAUCGUGACAUGAAACCACAAAAUAUUCUGUUAGGAAAAAAUGGAGUGGUAAAACUGUGUGACUUUGGGUUUGCAAGGGCUAUGAGCGUCUCUACCUUGGUGCUGACUUCAAUUAAGGGAACUCCACUGUACAUGUCACCAGAGUUGGUAGAAGAGAAGCCAUAUGACCACACGGCUGAUCUCUGGUCUCUAGGCUGCAUUCUUUAUGAACUCCACACGGGGGCGCCUCCAUUCUACACCAACUCCAUCUUCCAUCUGGUGCAGCUAAUUGUGAGAAAUCCAGUCAAAUGGCCUGACACUAUGAGUGACACCUGCAUGAGUUUUCUGAAGGGGUUGUUGACCAAGGACCCUCAAAAGAGGUUGUCGUGGCCAGACCUCCUGCAUCAUCCAUUUGUAGCUGAUAAUGUUGUAGUUUUGUCAGACUCCAGUGUUCACAGCCCUCUGACAGUCACACCCAGCCCUGACAUGUUGGCUCUAAAACGUCAGCAAGUCUCUGCAAAGACGUUACCAUCUUCUGGAGAGAGCAGAUUAUUGCAAAAAGUCAGGGGGCAAAGAGACAACGGAAGGAAGCCAAGUGGCAAUGACACUAUGAAAAAAGUAAAAGAUGGAGUAGUAAAAGAAAAUGGUUCCUUCAAGGCAGCAGCAUAUCCAAGAGCUCAGCCGUCCUCGAGAGAAGAGACAGAUACUCCAGGUCACUUUAUCAACCACACUGCAAAUAAUCGUAUCCAUACAAAAUCAAAACACAGGGGUCAGAUCAGCAGAGAUUAUGAGAAAGAGUUUCCUUCUGUAGAGGUUGGUCCACAAGUAGUAGUGAGGUGCAACAAGGAAAGACGAGCACCUGUGUGCACACAAGAUGUUGACAGUGAAGAUUACUGGGAAAAACUGUUCCAGGAAUCUGGUCAAAGCAGACACAAACUGUUAAACCACAAGGAUUUCAUCCCCAGGCUCACAUCCAAGAUUUUGGAAUUUAAAGCUGAGCUAAGAAGUGGAACUGUAAAAGAACCACAGCAGAUUCAUCAAACUCUGAAGGUUUUAAGAAAUGUGAUCCUGGCGUCAGACCACGAGAAGUCACAUUACCUCUGUCGAGAAAUUGGACUACCACACCUACUCCUUGACCUGGUCCAUGACACUGUGGCAAAUCCAAAUUUCAUCAAGCAACCAUGGAGUGUGUCAGCACUUGGAGAAAUGAUCAUAGUGCUCUUGAUCUUCUGGGAGAAGCACUGUGAUUGGGCUCAGGAAGAACACAGAAUACAAGAAUACUCCAAGCCUUUCAUUGCCAUUCUCAGUCAACCAAAGUUCAGUCCUUUGGCACCUCUGGCUGCCUCAGUUUUGUCUCUGUUCUUACAACAUGAGUUUGAUGUCGAAGCUGAUGUGGAUACUUUGAUCUCCCUGUUGAAAACACUUUUGGAAACAAAUGAGUGUCUUUUCUCACUACCUCCUAACUGGGGACUCUGUGAUGGCUUCCUCUGUUUACUCCUUCACACACUCCCUGAGCAUGAAAGGGGCCCCAGAUCGUCACAUUUAGAUCCAGUCACAUUUCUGGGUCUGUGGAAGAGAAUUGGCUCCUCACUGGAAAGAACACCUCCAGACACAAAAUUUUGUUCAACCAUUGGGCUGUACUCCUUUCUGUCUCUGGCACUGUUUGUGUUCACCAAGGAUCCAUACUCCUGCAUUCCUCUUUUUUCUGACAGCGAAUCAAAAUGUGUGUACACUCUCAGCCAGCUGCUCAGCACUGAAUGUCUUCUUCUGUUUGCUGAAGGCAGCCCUGGGAGACCUGAGGAGGAUUUGAAUCAUGACAAUUUGUCCAUGUUGAGCUGCCACUUGCUGUGUUUCCCGUUCGCCCUGGACCUGCCUGCACACACCAUGUCCAGGAUUCUUGAGUUGUAUGACAGCUGCGGUAUCGUUGCAGGCCUCCUGCAGGUGAUUCAAAUGCUUACCCCUUCAUCAUUAGAGCUGCCUCUUUCGCUGCUGAGCCGUUUGCUGCUUUGUGACCCCGGGCGCUCUGUCUCCUGCCUCAGAAAAGCUGCCGGUGGCUUUUUGUUGCCACCCAGAGACAGUCAGCUCACCGCCUCUAGACAUCCAGGAACCAGAACCGCUAGCUCCCUGCUGUCUGAUCUACUGCAGCUGGACGUACUGUGGGACUCUGCUGUGGAGCUGCUCACCUUGCUGUCCCAUGUAGCUCGAUAUGCCCCUCAGUCUACCUGCCAUCAGCUGUACCUGGAAGCCUCAGUGCUGCACCAGGCCCUGACUCACUCUCAUGACCCAAUCAGGGCUGCCACAUGCAGACUUUUGGGAAAUUUGCAUCCAUUCAGGCCUAUCAUACUACCCACCCUGAAGCCUGCCACUUUCAAACACUUAAUAAACUGUCUUCGUGAUGCCUCUGUACCUGUCCGGCGAAUGGCUUGCAGGGCAGUUGGAAGCUGGUUGGGAUACAUUGCAGAGGCAGGCUUUAAAAUGAGCAGGUCCAAUGGAAAGGGCAGUGACAUUACAGGGUGGAGCAAAGAAAAGAGCAAAAAUAAACAGAAGUGUUUACCAGGAGAUUUGGCUACUAUAGUAGAACAGGGGGUGGAUGAUGAGGAUGAUGAGGAUGGGAGCAGGUGGAUGGAAGAAGCGAGGAAGACCGUUGCUGUCUUGGCAUCCUUGAUUUUUGACCCUGAUGCUCUGACUCGCUGUCGCUGUUGUGCAGCCCUGGGAAACCUUGUAAAUGUUAACGGUGCCGUAUCUCUGCUGUUAGAGGAGAACGUGUCCAGGUUACUUCUCAAAGCUGCAUGCGUGGAUUCCCAUAAUGCAGUGAGACAAGCUGCCAUAACAACUUUACGUCUGUACACCCUGCAGGAGCCAAUACGUCAGGUCCUGAUCUCCCUAGGUGCCAGGAAGAAACUUUGUCAGGCUUCACACCGUGCACCUCCACAGUGUGACUAUCAGAAGCUCAUUGGACAGCUGUGAUUCCUGUAAGUCAGUCACAGAACACAGAUCAGUGGAAAAGAAGAUAUCUGUUGAAAUACAUCUAUGUGAUGCCCGAUAAGACCGAAUACUUCUUCAGACACAGUUACAUUUUCAAGUAAUUUUUUUUCUCCAAUGUUUUUUUUUAAAGAGACGAACUGGAAAUGAAAUGGUGCAA